ACUCUGUGCAAAUACUAUACCACUCUCUAUAUCAGUCACGGCCUCCUCUCUCUCUCUCUCUCUUUGUUCCAAAGAGAGACACACCCAAGAAGAUGGAAUCCUCUAAGAUUUAUGCUCUCUUCCUCAUUUGCAUGCUUUUCAUCUCCUCGGCCACCCCCAUUCUUGGCUGUGGAUCCUGUGGAAAGACCCCUACAAAGCACAAGCCGCACAAGCCGCACAAGCCGCGCAAGCCUUCUAAAGGCCCUAUUGUCAAGCCCCCAGUUACCCAGCCGCCGGUGACUCUACCCCCGAUUGUAAAACCACCAGUGACUCUUCCCCCCGUUACUCUACCUCCGAUAGUGAAACCACCAGUGACUCUACCCCCGAUAGUAAAACCACCGGUGACUCUUCCCCCCGUGACUCUACCCCCAAUAGUAAAACCACCGGUGACACUUCCCCCUGUGACUCUACCCCCGAUAGUAAAACCACCGGUAACUCUUCCCCCAGUUACUCUCCCUCCAGUUACACUCCCUCCAAUUCUGAACCCACCCGGAACUCCGAAGACACCAAGUGGAAAGCCGUGCCCGCCGCCGCCAGCAGCCAAGGAAACAUGCCCCAUUGACACGUUGAAACUGGGUGCUUGUGUUGAUCUUCUUGGUGGGUUGGUGCACAUUGGGCUUGGAGAUCCGGUGGUGAACGAGUGCUGCCCGGUGCUGCAAGGGCUUGUUGAGCUUGAGGCUGCGGUUUGCUUGUGCACCACUCUCAAGCUCAAGCUUCUCAACCUUAACAUCUUUGUACCACUUGCUCUCCAGCUCCUUGUAACUUGCGGGAAGACACCUCCUCCUGGUUACACCUGCUCUCUCUAGAAAACGAGUUGCUAGAUUGAUGGUUGGACUGAUGGAAUCGACAUGAGAGGAUGUCGAGCCACAUCGAUCCCCCUCCUCCCCUCCUCCCCCACUCCACCAUUUAUCUCUCUUUAUCUGAAAAUGUUAUCCUUUUCUUGAUUUAUAUUCUGGAUGUUUGCGAUCGACAUUGUACACCACCAUUUGUUUUUUUAAUUAAGGGAUUGUUGCAUGUUUGUUUUGUCUUAUAAGCUAGACAAGGAAGCAAUCAAAGAUGCUAGCUUUUCGAGUCUAA
Messenger RNA from Juglans microcarpa x Juglans regia, 1116 nucleotides. Its product is annotated as 36.4 kDa proline-rich protein. Bases 93 to 845 code for a protein of 250 amino acids. The transcript has 2 exons. The record is from RefSeq and is a predicted model, not a curated record. NCBI's taxonomy places the organism in Eukaryota, Viridiplantae, Streptophyta, Magnoliopsida, Fagales, Juglandaceae.